UAGAUCUGAGUGAAAACCAACUAAGCAACCAACCAACCAACUAAGAACCACUGAGAUGACAACAUUCAUAGUGCACUGUACAGGAGUGGUCCCUUCAGCACCUCAACGCCACAAAACCACAGAACGAGGCAGGACUGGCAAUGCAAAAUCCCUACAAUAAGAUACAACACAAUGUGCGUGAAGCACGUACAGCAACCUCUCAGAUCAGUCAUGCUCCGUCGUGCCAGCGAACUCCAGCUCCUCGCGCUCCUGCUGCUGCUGAGCAGGGGCCGCUCAGUUGUUCACAACAACGCCACGGAGUCAAUCGGUCUUCAGCCGGUCCACAACACCCAGGACGUUCCGGACGAUGAAGACACGAACCAGGCGAGGAAAGGCGGGCGAUGGCAGCCUGACGCUGUGCGUAACGGCCCAGACCAAAGCCAAGUGGGCUGCAGGGAGCUGAGGUCCACAAAGUACAUUUCUGAUGGCCAGUGUACCAGCGUCAACCCCAUCAAGGAACUGGUCUGUGCUGGGGAGUGUCUGCCAACCCAUCUGCUGCCCAACUGGAUCGGGGGUGGGGGCCACACUGGGAGGUACUGGAGUCGCCGCGACACCCAGGAGUGGCGCUGUGUCAUUGACCGGACCAGGGCCCAGCGGAUCCGUUUGCAGUGCCAAGAUGGUAGCUCCAGAACCUACAAGAUAACUGUGGUGACCUCCUGCACGUGCAAGCGCUACUCAAGACAGCAAAAUGACUCAGGACACAAGGACACCACUGUCCACACUGGUAGACAGAGGAAAAAUCAGAGGAAAGCUGAAGUCGCUGAGGAGAGAGAUGGGAUGCAAUCUGGCAACUAAAAGACAUGUAAUCCAGCUGUUACAGAGGAAAUCUUCUAACAACCAGUCUUGUCUUCAUCAAGAGGUUAAUGGAUGAAUUAUAAGUGUGCAAAUAAUAAGCAAAUGUUUAGGGGCCAGGGCAAACAGAAGUAAAAGUGAUUAGUGUAGAUCUGUUUCCAGAUGUAUCUCAGAUUAUUGUGACACGGAAAAAUCUUUUAAGAUUAGUCUGUAGACCAAAACACACAUCAUUUAGACGAAUGGUUCAACAGUCUAGCAAUUAUGCUUAUUUGCUGUCCUUUGGGCAGUGAGAUCUUCAGUUUUAUGCCUGUGUGUAGUGUCUUGGGGUCAGGACAUAUUUAGCCUAGCUUAGCAUAAAGAUUGGAAGCUGGGGGAGGCAGGUGGCCUGGCUGUGUCCAAAGUUAAAGAAUACACCUGCACAAAUGCUUGUAUCUUGUUUGUCCUGUCUUUACACAGAGACAGAAAUGAACAAACUGGUUUUACCCCUAACCAGAAUCAUGGGGGGGUUGAUUGGG
Molecule: messenger RNA, 1346 nt
Organism: Monopterus albus (swamp eel)
Lineage: Eukaryota; Metazoa; Chordata; Actinopteri; Synbranchiformes; Synbranchidae
Product: sclerostin domain-containing protein 1-like
Exons: 4
Coding region: 172-834 (220 amino acids)
Biological process (GO): negative regulation of BMP signaling pathway; negative regulation of Wnt signaling pathway
Molecular function (GO): BMP binding
Source: RefSeq, a predicted model, not a curated record